Messenger RNA from Fusarium pseudograminearum CS3096, 1143 nucleotides. RefSeq lists its product as uncharacterized. The transcript has 4 exons. The record is from RefSeq and is a predicted model, not a curated record. Bases 1 to 1143 code for a protein of 380 amino acids. NCBI's taxonomy places the organism in Eukaryota, Fungi, Ascomycota, Sordariomycetes, Hypocreales, Nectriaceae.
AUGAGUCUCAAGUCAGACGUUAUCUGCGCCGUGGUCAUUACUUGGGUAGCGGCCUUGCUGGCGCAGAUCGGUCGCGUAUUUGCGCGACGCAUGACAAAGGUACAAUGGUGGUGGGAUGACUACUUUUGCCUCGGCGCCUUUAUCGUCGGUAUAGGAUACAAUGUCGUGAUGAUCUACUGGACCGAGAAAUGGUACCUUGGCUCGACGAUCCCCGAUACCGUGAGUGAAGAGGAGUAUGAGAACAUCAAUCUCCAUGCGCGUUUGAUGCAGUUCCUCAUCUCCCAGACCUAUUCAUACUCGAUCGGCUUCUCUAAACUGUCCAUCCUCCUGUUCUACUGGCGUAUCUUUAAACAAUCUGCGAUCCGAAUCCCAAUCCAGGUUCUACUUGGCCUUAGUGUGUCAUGGCUCAUCUUACGAACCUUUAUGGUCACGUUCCAUUGUCUUCCAGUUCAAGCUUAUUGGGAUAAGAGCAUUGAAGGUGCCGUCUGUAAGAUCAACGACUCUCAGUUCUUUUUCGGCACCUGCCUUACACACUUUGCUCUCGACGUCGUUAUCUUGGCCUUGCCCAUCAUUGAAGUCUUCAAGCUUCGACUACAAAUGGGGCAGAAGAUUGCCAUCACUGCUCUCUUCGUUAUCGGUUUCGUUGUUUGUCUUGCGUCAACGUUUGUUGUUGUCGAAUCAAUCAGAUACGAUGUCAAUACAACGCAAAUGCCACGAGACAUGGCCCGAAAUGACAUGUGGGGUGUUGUCGAAAUUAACAUUGCCAUUGUCUCUGGAUGCUUUCCUCUUCUACGGCCCAUCUUCACCAAGAUUCUCCCUAAGAGAUUCCUCAGCUCUGCUGGAAGCAGUCAUCCCAUCAGCCGAACCACAAACGCUAUACGUCUUACCACCAUCAACCGCACCAACAAGGAAAGGGAAGCAGACGACGACAACAGCUCUACCCAGGAACUGGCCGAUCCCGAAAGAGGAAUUCAUGCAAACUUCGAAAUUAUCGAUAUCAAGGAGGGUCCUCGGACGUAUAUCUCAAGCCGUAAUACUGAAUCUUUGCAUUCAAGAGAGCAGGAUAUGAGCGGUAUCUAUGUACGGAAUGAUGUUGUGCAAGAGGUAGAAGAGUCCAACUAUGGAUAUUCGUCGAGGCGAUAA